Molecule: messenger RNA, 1524 nt
Organism: Patiria miniata (bat star)
Lineage: Eukaryota; Metazoa; Echinodermata; Asteroidea; Valvatida; Asterinidae
Product: GS homeobox 1-like
Exons: 2
Coding region: 191-1033 (280 amino acids)
Biological process (GO): regulation of DNA-templated transcription
Cellular component (GO): nucleus
Molecular function (GO): sequence-specific double-stranded DNA binding; DNA-binding transcription factor activity, RNA polymerase II-specific
Source: RefSeq, a predicted model, not a curated record
GGGCGCCGCUACCCGGCCUGAUGAGCCAUCAGCCUGAACCCAGCGCACCGCAUCGCACGGGCCACGCUACCAACUUCUCAACAACAAACAUUCCGUGAACGACAGGGCAUUGUCUACGAGACAAGUGUCCUCACUCUUCCAAGAUCUCGGGAAGAAAAUCGCCAAACUUUUUUUCUCUCUCAACUGAAUCAUGUCUCGGUCUUUUUACGUGGACUCGCUGAUUUUAAACCAGCCCCCGUCUAGCGAGAGGGAGCACCCACGCACCCCUCCCUCCAUGCACCUCCGCACUAACGGUGAGCCCAAGAGUCUGAGAUGCUACCAGACCCAUCACACGGACACCAUACCCACCUGUCCCAUCUGCGUACGGGACCAGAGCCAGGCGACCUGCGUGGGCCGUCUGCCCGGGAUGCCUCCCCCGACCUCCGCGGCGGUGGCCGUCUUCAAGUCCCCGCUCGCCAGCCUAGCACCGUCGCAUCACUCGCCCAGCGAGCAUCACCGCAUGCUCCCCACCAGAAGUUACCUCGAGUCCUGCCGGGACCAUCACCUUCACCCGUCAAGUCUGGGGCUUCCCCCUCCCCAUAGUAUGAGCCAGCACACGCCGCCAUCCUCCCACACAAGCUACCGCCCCACCAUAGACCCGAGGAGACUCCAAUACCUACCCAUGGCUCUCGACCAUUCGGGAAUGGACCAGGACCACCUGUCUAGCAGCAAGCGCAUCCGCACCGCCUUCACCAGCACGCAGCUCCUGGAGCUAGAGCGAGAGUUCGCCUCCAACAUGUACCUGUCGCGCCUCCGCCGCAUCGAGAUCGCCACCUACCUGAACCUGAGCGAGAAACAGGUCAAGAUCUGGUUCCAGAACCGGCGGGUCAAGUACAAGAAGGAGACCAAGGUCCAGUCACGUGACUGCAAGUGCCAGCGGAUGACGUCAUCGCGGGCCAGCAACAGCAACGGCCGGGCUCGCUCUUCCUCGCCCGGCAGUUCUGCGCGUGCGCCCAUCGACGCCGAAGACAAGCGGCAGCCGGAGAGAGAUUGAAAACUUGAAACACAAAAAACGGGGAAAAAAAGACUUUUAAAAAUCCAAAUUAAAGUUGGAUUUAUUUAUCUAAUUUUAAUGUAUGACAUGUAAACUGUUGGUUGCAUAGAAUGGAAGCCAGAAUGGUAGUUCUAACAGCCAACAUUUUUCUAUAGCGGCUAUUUUAAGGUACUCGUAGAAAGUGGCCGCAAAACUCCUCGGUGUUGCCUCUUUCUUCAAACAUGGCAAGAUUCGAUCACUGUCUACACACAGUAUUACUAUAUACAUUUUGUUUUAUAUUAAGAAAAGAAACCAGAAUUAUGGGUAACUUUGCGCAACAUUUGUGCCACUGUUGCCGUAACUCUUGUCCUCUUUGAUGUAAAUAAUAAUUGAAAUGGGAUGAAAUAAUAACAAACUUUUUAUACUGUUUAUAUACUUUCUUUUGUAUACACAGAUAUAAUCUGUGUGUUUUGAUAAACUAAAUUUGUAGUCUGACUACGAUCGAAAUAAUG